Molecule: messenger RNA, 1395 nt
Organism: Cutaneotrichosporon oleaginosum
Lineage: Eukaryota; Fungi; Basidiomycota; Tremellomycetes; Trichosporonales; Trichosporonaceae
Biological process (GO): base-excision repair, AP site formation; nucleotide-excision repair; base-excision repair
Cellular component (GO): nucleus
Molecular function (GO): 8-oxo-7,8-dihydroguanine DNA N-glycosylase activity; damaged DNA binding
Source: RefSeq, a predicted model, not a curated record
CUUGAACAGUUCUUCUCCUCGCUCCCCGCUCCCAUUCCACUCUCCGUUCACUCUUACAUCUAAUGACAUCGUCGUCAUCACUAAGUCUCGCGAAGAAACUGUGUCGCCCGCCCUUUCCCGGAGGCUGGUCGUCAAUCCCCAUGAGCCCGAGCAAUCUCACCCUGGCCAACACUCUGCCAGUGGGCCAAUCCUUCCUUUGGCACCGACAUCAGCUGCCCGAUCAGACGGAAGAGUACUCGCGAGCGGUGGACAACCCUCCACGCGUCGUUUGUCUUAGGCAAUCACUUAACGCACUGUACUUCACAGCUGUGCAUCCGACUGUCGAAGCAUCCGAGGCGGACCGUGCUGCUGGGUUAACUCGCUCAUGGCUCGAAGACUAUUUCCAACUCACACGCUAUCCAGACCUCGAGGCACUGUACGCGGACUGGCGCAUACGCGAUCCCAACUUCUUUGGCAAAGUGGAUUUGGGCGAGCGGGCUGUCGGCGUUCGCGUCCUGCGACAAGAUCCUUGGGAGACACUCAUCGCAUUCAUCACCUCGACAAACAACCACAUUCCGCGCAUCACUUCACUCAUGCACCGUUUGUGUGAGCGAUUCUCCCCCCCUCUUCUCGCGCUCGACAGCCCAGCCGGGGAGGAAAAGGUCGUCUAUCGUCUCUUUCCCCAGCCCUCCGCAUUCCCGGAGGAGGGCUUGGAAUUGAUCCUGCGUGAGCUGGGGUUCGGGUACCGUGCAGGCUUUUUGGACGCCACACUGGCCGUUUUGCGUGCAGAGGGACCCGUAAUCGAGACGCUCGAAGCUUUGCGUGGCGGUGACCUCGCCACGACGAGGGAACGGCUUGUUCGCCUCAAGGGAAUUGGGAAGAAGGUCGCUGACUGCAUAGGCCUCAUGUGCAUGGAUCAGCCCUCCCUCAUUCCGGUCGACACGCACAUCUAUGCGAUCGCGGCGCGGCAUCCGUCCUUCCCUUCUCAUCUGCGAAAAAAGACUAUGAGCCCAGUGCUGUACGAUGACAUCCAGUCCUUUUUGGCUGAGCAGUGGGGACCACUAGGUGGUUGGUGCCAGGCCGUGGUGUUCGCAGCGGACCUCAAGCCUGCAGCGCCGAAGGUCUCUCGCUCCGCGACGCCCAUUAAGUCUUCGGCGACGCCGACGCCAAAGAAGAGGAGAUCGCCGUCAGAAGACAAGCCAUCGCUUCUUGCGGCGUCGCAGCUGGUAAAACUUGAGACCAGCAUCGAUGUCUCAGAAAGCGAUAAACGCACGGUUGCCGAGUUGGAAGAGAAGCUUGAAGUGGUGACGCAGCCGGAGCGGAAGAGGCCGAGGAGAAAGGUUGCGGCUGUAUCAUACAAAGUCAAGUAGAGAAGCAUUGUAGCAUACAUGUUGUCUGUUGUGGAAGUCAUUGAGG